CUCGAUUCCAAGGGCGCCGAGACAAAAGGCGUGAGCGGUGCCGUUGGCGAUCCGUUCGGAGCCGCUCACAAGACGUCAGUUUACCUGAGGGCGAGGUGAGGGGAUCCAGGCGCGUAACUGAAAUCGCAAAAGCAGGAAAAGAGCCAUGUACCAAAGCCUUCCUUCCACGUCGUCAAUGGGGUAGACAGCAAUCAAUCGCUUCUGUUUCUCUACUCUUCUUUCUUCCCUUGAGCAAGACUCGGGAAUCGUUCCGUGCUAUUCUUUGCAUAUAUAUAUACACGCAUACUUGACUUUGGGUCUCCUGGGCUGGACCCCUCGCACCUUGACGGUCGCGCUCUGACAUUCAAUGACGGUUACAGAUGACGAACUCGACCGGCGCCGAUACAAGGCGCCGUAUAGCACCCAUCGUCCUAUCCCGACCAUACAAAAGUACCAAGAGGAGAAGGAGAAACGACGCGCAAACGCCGACGAUGAAUCUCCACCGCCCAAAGGCAAGGAGGACAAGCAAGAGGACCAAGAUACUGCGAACAGAUACCUCUAUUCCAGAGAGCAAAGCGAUGUCGACUCUGACAACUCGGACCUCGACAAUCCGGCACACGAGAAGAAGGACCGCUCACAGCAAUUGAAAAAGAAGCUUGUUGGCGGUGGUGUGCACGACCCUUCAGAUCUGACCCAGGACACGUCUGAAGCUCCCGUACAAGACCAGGACCCAAAGACACGACGCAAAGCUCUAGGCAAGAGUAAACGUAAGGGAGAGCGUGCCUACCGUGAGGUGACCGAUCCAGUCACUCAUCUACCUGUCCGCAUCCACGACCUGCAACCUGGCGAUCUUAAGAGAGUGCCCGAGAAUCUGGGGCCACCAGGCUCCGAGUCCAGGUCAGCUACCGGCGUGGCCAACAAGAGGAAGAGCGAGGACACGCUGCAAAAUGAGACACAAGAGAUCGGAGGACAUCAUGCCGCGCUCGAGAACCUCUUCCCUCCGCCCGACUUUGACGAGAUCCGAAACCGAAUGAACAAGAUACAAAAGCUAGGAAUCACGAUUGGUGUCGUCGCCGUCUUCCUUGGCAUUGGCCUCUACAAAACCAUCGCUGUUUUCUUCCAUGAUCGCAACGAUGCGCUCGCUGGUGUUUCGUGGUCUUUCCUCUGGCCAUAUGUGUCGAGUGGCUUCGCUACCAUCAUGGUCGCCGCUCUCGUGGUCGCUGUCAUACUCUGGAUCCAGAAGUGGACCGAUAGGCAAGUCCACAGACUGUGGGAAGAGGAGAUAUGGCACGCCGACAAGCACGCCGCGAAAGGUCAUGACGGCAAGGAGGAGUCCACUCAAUGGCUCAACAAUAUCUUGACAUCCCUUUGGCCUCUCGUCAAUCCCGACCUCUUCAUCUCUUUGGCAGAUACACUUGAGGAUGUCAUGCAAGCCUCGCUUCCAUCUAUUGUUCGUAUGGUCAGCAUCGAGGAUCUUGGUCAGGGAAGCGAGUCUAUCCGUAUUUUAGGAGUGCGCUGGUUGCCUACUGGUGCUGCUGCUCGUUCAGUAGGCGCAGAUGGCAAACUCAGUCCAGCGCCUCAAGAUGGGCACAAUGACCGCAGUUCAAAGGUACAGGAAGAAGCGGAUGACAAGCAGAUUGCCGAAGGUAUGGAAGCUGAAGAGGGUGAUUUCAUUAACUUGGAGGUCGCCUUCGCCUACCGCACACGGAGCACAUCCAAGAAAUUCCACGACAGGGCAAAGCAUGCACAUCUGUACAUCUCCUUCUAUCUGCCUGGUAACAUCAAGAUACCAGUCUACGUUGACCUAAGAGGUUUUGUUGGUAUCAUGCGCUGCAGACUACAGCUUACUCCGGAUCCGCCAUUCUUUGCCCUGUGCACUUUCACUCUGCUCGGGCAACCCAACGUAGACGUCGCUUGCACACCUCUUACUAGAAAAGGUCUCAACAUCAUGAAUCUGCCAGUCAUCUCGCACUUCGUCCAAACUGCAGUCGAUGCUGCUAUGGCUGAGUAUGUUGCACCCAAGAGUAUGACUAUCAACCUCCAAGACAUGAUCGCCGGCGAGGACUUCAAGAAGGAUACUAGAGCCAAAGGUGUGAUUGUUGCAAGGAUCAAACGUGCCUUCGAAUUCAAGGAAGGGGACCCUGGUAUCCCGCUGGUCAGAGAUGGCUCCGCUGAUCCAUACGUCUCUGUAGGCUGGGCCAAAUUUGUCAAGCCAUUGUGGUCAACUCGCGUUAUCCUCUCAGAGAUGAAUCCGCACUGGGAAGAAACUGCGUUCAUUCUGGUCACAGCUGAUGAGUUGAAUGUGGACGAGAGACUUCGCAUCCAGCUCUGGGACUCUGAUCGCUUUACUGCAGAUGACGAUCUCGGUCGUAUAGAGAUGGACCUCAAGGAGUUGAUGCGUAAUGAGGAGACAAGAGGCAAGAUGUCCGAUCGCAUUGACGGCUUCAAGGCUUUACAUGCCGGUGAAGGAUUACCUGGCAAGCUCGAAUGGAGUGUUGGCUAUUUCCCCAAGGCACACAUUGUUGAAGAGCAACUCAAGCGACAAACAGAAGAGCCGGAAAUCCGAUCCCGAGAUGCACUUGAGAAGAUGGUGGAGGAGUCUGCUAAUCGCAAGCUUCGUGAAGCCAAGAAAGAUGAGAGCAGAGAGACCGAACAGCUAAAACUGCAGCAGUACAAAGAAGUCGAAGAUGCGAUGAUCAUCUCUGCACCACCUCUUCCCGAUUGCCCCAGCGGUAUUCUGGCCAUCCAGAUUCAUGAGGCUACCGGACUGGAAGUGCGUGCUCACCACAAUGCGGCACGCUACAAUGACGAACCAGAGCCAAGCGGCUUCGAAGAACAGGGCGACGAGCUUCCGUCUUGCUACUGCAAUAUCAUUCUUAAUCACCAAAAGAUCUACCGUACACGUGUCAAGCCCAAGAACGCCAAACCUUUCUUCAACGCAGGCACUGAGCGCUUCGUGCGUGACUGGAGGACCGCUGAGGUUUACAUUGUCGUCAGAGAUGCUCGAGUGCAUGAAGACGAUCCUGUCAUGGGUAUCGUGAGGCUGCCCUUGGUCGACAUUAUGAGCAAACGCUCUCAAGUCAACAACACAUAUCCUCUGUAUGGCGGUGUAGGCUAUGGUCGCAUCCGCGUCAGCAUGGUCUUCCGUGCAGUAGAAAGUCACCUGCCCAAAGAAAUGCUCGGUUGGGAUUGGGGUACUUUGGUCGUCGACCCUCGCAUAACAGCGAGCACCAACUUCCCCUCGGAACUCCAAGGUUGUCGCAUGAAGAUCCAGACUUCCGUCACCGUGGCACAUAUGAAAGCACACAAGGAUAAACAUGCCUGGGUGAGCCGCCAUAACAAUGGUGUUCACCUGGGUGUCCGUCGCCGUUAUGCUAGCUGCCUAGUGAUCCAAUUCCGCAAAGAUGCUGCUCUCCGCGAUAAGACCGCUGGCUUCGCCGUCCUCUGGCUAUGCGACAUUGCAGACAACGAAGAUGUCUCCUUGACCCUACCAGUCUGGAAGGGAGAUCUGAAACGAGCUACGACCUGCAAACUCGAGUCCUACGGCGACAAAGUAGGUGAAAUUAACUUCAAACUCAAGUUCUGCAGAGGAUUGAGCAGAUACCACAAGCGACUUGCCAAACACGACAAGCAUCUCAGCGAUGUCACUGAGGUUGUGGAAACAGCAAGAUUCCAAAUGACGAAUAACGAACAAGAUGACCCUGACGCUGUCAAAAACAAAAAUGAAUCGAAAAACAAGGUCUCGGACACAACGGGGGCGAACGGUGGCAGUUGUCCACACGCUGAAGGCGACAGCUCCGGCGAAUCAGCAGACUCGUCAUCCUCAGACUCCGAUACCGAGACAGAUAGAAAUGUUAUAGACAGCUACCACGAAUAUCGCGAAAAUAGCAAGCAAAUCAAUCGCAGGCAUAGGGGUGUUAUGCAGUUCAAGUCUGCGAGGACAAUGUGGUGGAUGAAGCACAAGGCUGAGCAUUUGCAAGAUCGCAUCUCCGGAAUUUUCGAGCAUCAUGAAAGGGCUACUGGCAUCGAGAGCGAGGCUUGA
Molecule: messenger RNA, 4021 nt
Organism: Aureobasidium subglaciale EXF-2481
Lineage: Eukaryota; Fungi; Ascomycota; Dothideomycetes; Dothideales; Saccotheciaceae
Exons: 3
Coding region: 347-4021 (1224 amino acids)
Molecular function (GO): lipid binding
Source: RefSeq, a predicted model, not a curated record